AUGCCUUUUGGCAUUGAUCUUCAUGUUCAACCCAUUUAUGCUGGACUAGCAAUUGCCGUCCUCGGGGGCGUUGCAUUGUCCCGUCUUUCGUCUCGAUCCAAGACCGAUGACGACGGGGCCCCGGGUCUCGUACACUCUUUUUUUCUCUUCUUCUACUCCUCCUUCAUAAAACCUCACCAGGGCGAUUCCACGACCAACCAGCAGGACGCCCUGGAGAGCUUCUACAAGAAGCAGGCCGGUGCUUAUGACUCCACUCGCAAGGUUCUCCUUCGAGGGCGCGAGGACAUGCUGGGCUUGGUUGUUGCCCAGCUCAAGUCAAAGGCUGAACAAGCUACCGCCGCAGGUAAGAAUCGGAACAAGCGGAUAUGGGUUGAUAUUGGCGGCGGCACUGGAUGGAACAUUGAGGCCAUGGGACAUUUUGUCAAUGUUCCCGACUUCUUCACCAGUGUCUACCUCGUCGACCUUUCUCCGUCCUUGUGCGAGGUCGCUCGGAAGAGAUUUGACAGACUAGGAUGGAAGAAUGUCACCGUCGUUUGCGAGGACGCUCGCAAAUUUCGCCUUGAACACUACGAGACUGGCAUGAGCCCAGCUCAGAAUCCCCUUUGUUCUCCUGUUAUCAGCUACUUCAGGCAGCAACGUCCCGAACACGGCGGCGCCGAUCUCGUUACCAUGUCGUACAGUUUGUCCAUGAUUCCCGAUUACUACUCCGUCAUCGACUCCAUCACGUCUUUAAUUUCUCCUCAUGGCAUUUUCGGCGUCGUUGAUUUCUACGUUCAGAACAGGGCUGACUUUGCUUUCCGCAACUAUACUGGUGGUAUCCUUGGCCGCCACGUCAACGCUGUCUCUAGACUGUUCUGGCGUGCCUGGUUUGACUUUGAUCGUGUCGGUCUGGAGCCAAGCCGCCGUGACUACCUCGAAUACAAGUUCGGCACCGUCCUCAACAUCAACGGACGCAACAAAACCCUGGGUUACAUUCCAUACUACGUUUGGGUCGGCUGUCAGAAGAAACCAUUCUCACCUUCGAGUCUGCCUCAUGAAAUUAUUGAGCGGAUUGACGCGCUGGCGACGGAAUCUCCCUAUCUUUACCCUGUCAACCAGGGCGAUGCUCUGACGCGAGCGAUUGAGAGGUCUGCCCCAGAAAUCCGCUCCAAGGCCUUCAUCACCGCCGUCCAGAAUUUGUCCGCCAAUCUGCCUCUUCCGUCAUUCUUUUACCAGAACCACCACUGGCGUAUCUACUACGACGAUCAGUUGCAGAAGCACACUCAGUUCAAGGACGAGUACAUUUAUGCCUUCACGUGGGAAGAUGCUCGUGUCGACGAACGCAUUCUGAAGCUCGGUCCGGAAGACAAAGUUUUGGCAAUCAGCUCUGCUGGUGACAACAUUCUGUCGUAUCUUGCCCAGAGUCCGGCUCGUGUCCACGCUGUUGAUCUGAACCCGACCCAGAAUCAUCUUCUGGAACUGAAGGCUGCUUCGUACACUGCUCUCUCCUAUGACGACUUCUGGAUGAUUUUCGGCGAGGGCAAGCAUCCUGGGUUUCGUGACAUUCUUGUCAACAAGUUGUCUCCUCACUUGUCUGCUCGAGCAUUCCAGUUCUGGCUCAACAAUACCCAUGUCUUCCAGGAUCAGAGCGGUUACGGCCUGUAUGAUACGGGUGGUUCUCGCCAUGGAAUCCGGGCCAUGCGCUGGGUCUCCCGUCUCUUUGGUCUCCGGAGCACUGUGAAGAAGCUCCUCCAGGCAAAGACACUGAAUGAACAGCGUGAAAUUUGGCACCAGAAGAUUCGACCUGCUUUGCUAUCCAAGCUUGUGUGCAAUCUUGUAGUUGCCCAAGAAAGCUUCCUCUGGACCGCCCUCGGCGUACCUAAGAAUCAGCUCGCCAUGAUUGAGAAGGACCACGCCGAGUCCGACCUUGUCAAGGGUGACAAGCCUGCCGCAAAGAAGACCCGGUCUCACGCUAUUUGGCACUACAUGGUGAAUACUCUCGAUCCGGUCGCGGAGGAGACACACCUCGCCAAGGACAACCCGUACUACUACGUUUGCCUCGCUGGCCAUUUUUCUCGCGACUGCCAUCCGCACUACCUCGCUCCUCAAGUUCACGCCAAGCUUUCCAAGCCCGGCGCGCUGGACAGUCUUCGCAUCCAUACUGACGAGCUUGAGGAAGUCAUUGCCCGUAUCAGUCCUGGAACCCUUACAGUCGCCGUUGUCAUGGACAGCAUGGACUGGUUCGACCCUGGCUCCGCUGCCGCCGCUGCUCAAAUCACGAAGCUGAACCGCGCCCUCAAGAUGGGUGGCCGUGUCAUGCUGCGUACUUCUGCUUUGACCCCUUGGUACAUCCAGGUCUUUGAAGCCCAUGGCUUCAUGGCCAAGCGUCAUGGUGGGAGAGUUGACGGUGCCUGUAUCGACCGUGUCAAUAUGUAUGCCAGCUGCUGGAUUUGCACCAAGGUUGAGAACCUGCCACCACCAACUCCCGAAAUGGACCGCAUCGGCGGUCAGGAAAUGCCCAGUUUGACUAUUUGA
Metarhizium album ARSEF 1941 is the source of this 2514-nucleotide messenger RNA. RefSeq lists its product as uncharacterized. The coding region runs from base 1 to 2514 and encodes 837 amino acids. The transcript has 3 exons. The record is from RefSeq and is a predicted model, not a curated record. Lineage: Eukaryota; Fungi; Ascomycota; Sordariomycetes; Hypocreales; Clavicipitaceae.